This is a messenger RNA of Osmerus eperlanus (European smelt), 2259 nucleotides long. RefSeq names its product recombination signal binding protein for immunoglobulin kappa J region-like (gene rbpjl). Gene Ontology annotation, molecular function: DNA-binding transcription activator activity, RNA polymerase II-specific; RNA polymerase II cis-regulatory region sequence-specific DNA binding. Bases 388 to 1968 code for a protein of 526 amino acids. Lineage: Eukaryota; Metazoa; Chordata; Actinopteri; Osmeriformes; Osmeridae. Gene Ontology annotation, cellular component: nucleus. Gene Ontology annotation, biological process: regulation of transcription by RNA polymerase II. The record is from RefSeq and is a predicted model, not a curated record. The transcript is spliced from 12 exons.
CUUAAUAGAGUGUGCUCUCUGGGGAUGUCCAGUGAAGCCCUGUGAGGAACUCUUGACAGGAGCUGGUGGACAACACAGAACUAUACUGGGAUUACUAGUAUCACUGCUCUACCUGUAGCUACCUUGGAACAUCACUAUAACUGGACUUAAAGCAUUCACAGCUACCCUAUGCUUCUGCAUAUAGCCUCUCUCUUAGCCUGUACUACAUAGAUUUCCAGCUAUACAAUGCUAAACUAAGCUUACAGUAAUAGUAUAUGCUAGCUUUCUUAGCCAAUGCUACAUAUUCUGACCAUACUAAAUAUUCAAUCUGCAAGUCGAUUUUUUCUAUAUUUGGACAAGUCUACGCUGUGGUGUGUUUGCUGUCCUGAGGUGAGGUGACUGCCGGGCAUGCAGAACGUCCAGGAGAGAGACCGGGUGGAGGAGAGGACUGCAGUUCAGUCCAGCGAAUCCGCGGAUGUCCCCCGCCUGUAUCCAUCGGGAGUCUCGCUCACUCACCUGGGAACGCUGAAGAGUCAGACGGAGGCGCAGUCGGGAUGGGACAGGCUUGAUCAGGGACUCCACCCCCAUAGGAGGACAACAGACACAGGAAGAGCCAUCCUGCAGCUCCACCCAGACCAGCGCGUCACCAUAUUGCACGCCAAGGUGGCGCAGAAAUCUUACGGCAACGAGAAACGCUUCUUUUGUCCUCCUCCCUGUGUGUACAUCAGCGGGUCAGGGUGGAGAGUCAAACAAGAUCACCUGAAAGCCGCAGGUUUCGGGGAUGCAUGCUAUCGUCUGUGUGGGUACAUGAGUGUGGACAGCUCAUGUCUCCCCCAGGCGGAGGCCUACAAGCUGGCCUUCGAGGAGCAAUGUGACCGCAGGAUGUUUGCCUGUGCCAAGUCUCUCUACAUCUCUGACACGGACAAGAGGAAGCACUUCCGCCUGGUUCUGAGCCUCCUCCUGGAGAGCGGACAGGAAGUGGGGUCUUUUCACAGCAACAUGAUCAAGGUCAUCUCCAAACCGUCCCAGAAGAGACAGUCCAUGAAGAACGCAGACCUGUGUAUCUCCUCGAGGUCGAGGGUGGCCCUGUUCAACCGCUUGCGGUCGCAGACUGUCAGCACACGGUACCUUGCAGUAGAGAAAGGGGAGUUCGUAGCCAGUGCUCGUCAGUGGACCGCGUUCACCAUCACUCUCGUGGAAGAACCGAAUGCUGACCAGGCCGAUUUCAUGAUGUGUGAGGGCUUCAUCUGCUAUGGCUGUGUGGUUCAGCUGGUCUGCACCCUAACCGGAGUGACCUUGCCCCCUUUGGUGAUCCGUAAGGUCAGCAAGCAGCACGCCAUCUUGGACGUAGACGAGCCUGUCUCCCAGCUCCACAAGUGUGCCUUCCAGUUCAGAGACGACCGGCAGAUGUACCUGUGUCUGUCUAAUGACAGAAUCAUAAAGUACCAGGCCUCCUCUAGCGAGCGGGAUCAGCCAAUGCGGGAGGUGCUGAACGAUGGAUCCUGCUGGACCAUCAUCGGUACGGAGGUGGUGGACUACUGCUUCAGCCAGAGCCCGGCCUGCAUCCAGAACCCUGUCAGCCCGGUACCUUCCAUCACUGGCCUGGAGGUGAAUGGGGGAGGACACGUGGCUAUGCUGGAGAUUAAUGGUGAAAACUUCAGCCCUCACCUCAAGGUCUGGUUCGGAAAUGUUGAAGCUGAAACCAUGUUCAAGUCCCCCAAGUCCAUGCUGUGUGUGGUCCCUGACGUCUCUAUGUUCAGCGGGGAGUGGCGUUGCCUGAGGCACCCCGUCACCGUACCCCUGUCCCUCCUCCGCCUGGAUGGCCUGAUGUACCACAGCACCUACAGCUUCACCUACACCCCCGAGCACCACCCCGCCCCACCCAGCAGCAGGGCCAUUCCGGACGGGGGCCAGGACUCAGACGCCCUCAUAGACUCCAUCCACCAGGAGUUCACCCGUGCAAACUUCCACCUCUUCAUGCAGAGCUAGCCACUGCCACGUGAAGCUAGCCAUUGCUCUGGAGAAAAAGCAAGAGCAAGUUAAGGGUGUGGGUGGCUGGCUAGCUAGCUAGCGAAGCUUACUGACACAAUGAGGGCUCGACACGCAUGGAAGGCUAGCUAAUGGGCCUGAAAAACUGAAGAGUUACCCAAGCCAACACCGUUUAGAGUUAAUGACAGUUGGGGGGUUUGAUAAUUCUGUGGAUUAAGGCUAUUUAGAGCUAAAGAAUCACUGCUAGCAAAUAGUGACACUAGCCAAAGAAAAAUCUACUCUAAUAAAAUG